This is a messenger RNA of Nicotiana tabacum (common tobacco), 1866 nucleotides long. Its product is annotated as cytochrome P450 714C2. NCBI's taxonomy places the organism in Eukaryota, Viridiplantae, Streptophyta, Magnoliopsida, Solanales, Solanaceae. Gene Ontology annotation, molecular function: iron ion binding; monooxygenase activity; oxidoreductase activity, acting on paired donors, with incorporation or reduction of molecular oxygen. The record is from RefSeq and is a predicted model, not a curated record.
GACAAUCCUCUCUUUUUUCAUGUACAAUUUUAAUCAAAUAAAAGAAUGUGCGUCUCUGAAUAAAACCAAGUAACAAAUCAAUAUUUAUUUCCUUUUGUUCGUUCAUAUACAGAUUGUUUCAUCUAUUAAUAUACAGAAGAAGAUUGGAAACCAUCAGUUUGUAGGAAUUUGAAAUGGAAGCAGAACAGUUACUGAUGUUUUCAGCCAAGAUCAUUUUAUCACUGGUUUUGGGUGGAUUUCUGGUGUUCUUUGCACAUCUCAGCAAUAUUUUAAUAUUGCAUCGAAGAAAAGUAAGAUCAAAACUUCAAAGCCAAGGAAUUAAGGGACCUUCACCAUCUCUUCUCUAUGGAAAUCUCCCUGAUAUCAAGAAAAUUCAACUUCAGAAGCAAAAGCAGCCAAGGCCAGAAACCAAUAAUCAAGAAAUAGAAGGAAGGAAGCCUUUGCUACAUACUUGGCCUUCCAGAGUCUUUUCACACAUUAAACAGUGGGAAAUUGAAUAUGGAUCAACAUUCAUGUAUUCAGCUGGAAUUAUACAGACAAUAUGUACAACUGAUGUAGAAAUGGUGAAAGAAAUCAGCCUAUGCACAACUCUAAACCUGGGAAAGCCAUCUUACCUAUCCAAAGAUCGAGGUCCUCUGCUUGGCCAAGGCAUUUUCUCUUCAAAUGGCACUUACUGGGCUCACCAGAGAAAGAUCAUUGCCCCUGAAUUCUAUCUCAACAAAGUUAAGGAGAUGGUGAAGCUGAUGGUUGAAUCCACCAGUAAAAUGAUAGAAUCAUGGGAUGAGAAAACCAGAAUUUCUGAAGGAAAAUUGGAGGUUAAGGUUGAAGGUGAUCUCAAGAGUUUGUCAGCAGAUAUAAUAUCAAGAGUUUGUUUUGGGAGCAACUACGCUGAGGGGGAACAAAUCUUCCUAAAACUUCAAACCCUUCAAAGGGUUAUGUCCAAGGUUCCCAUUGGAGUUCCUGGAUUGAGGCAUAUCCCAAACAAACACAAUAGGGAGAUAUGGAGAUUGGAAAAAGAGAUUAAAGCAAUGAUAUUGAAGAUAGUAAGAGCGCGGAGCAAUGCCACCUGUGAGAAAAACCUUCUACAGUUGAUUCUUGAUGCUGCGAAGAGUUACGAAGAGAGUGGUGAUAAACUACCAGCUGGCAUCACUCCUGAUACGUUCAUCGCUGAUAAUUGCAAGAACAUAUACUUCGCUGGCCAUGAGACCGUUGCCCUCACAGCAUCGUGGUGCUUGAUGUUACUAGCUGCGUAUCCAGAAUGGCAAGCUCGUGCCCGAGCUGAGGUGCUCGAUGUCUGUGGUAAUGAGUUGCCAAAUAAUGAUAUGCUGAAACGAAUGAAAGUGCUGACAAUGAUCAUCCAUGAAACAUUGCGUUUGUACCCACCAGUAGCUUUUGUGGUUAGAGAAGCAUUGCAGGAUAUAAGUUUCAAAGAUAUUGAGAUUCCAAAAGAGACUAAUAUUCAGAUUAGUAUCCCAAUCCUACACCAACAGCAAGAACUCUGGGGACCAGAUACAGAUCAAUUCAACCCAGAAAGAUUUGCCAAGGGCAUUGCAAAGGCUUGCAAAGUCCCAAAUGCUUAUAUACCAUUUGGAAUAGGGAGUAGAACCUGCGCAGGGCAAAAUCUUGCUAUGAUUGAACUGAAGGUGAUUGUAUCGAUGAUUCUUUCUAGGUUUACAUUUUCGUUGUCCCCAGGAUAUCAGCAUAGCCCUGUUUUUAGAUUAGUCAUAGAACCCGAGUAUGGUGUUAACCUAUAUCUCCAAAAAAUUUGACAUAUUUUUCUUCCUUGAUAUUUGACAAUGCCUAAUCUAUCAAGUUCAAUUGAUCCGAGAAAGGUUAAUGAAGAGUCCAUAAAUGAUGUUUAAUUUA